GAUGCGUGUCAUCGCUCGAGAAAGAGUAAUGGCAUCCGCGGCAAGUGCACGACGUUCUCGCGGUUCGUCUGUUACGUUAUAAGCGUGAUGUGUGUAUAUGGUCGAUAGAAUUUUUUAUCCUCACUCAUUCACUAAUAUCUUUGUACGGUCUGGAAUGCUUGCGUUAGAGGAUUCAGAAUCGUAAAAUUUCACAGGAGGGCGAUAACAGUAACGAGUUUGUAGGGAAAGCGUGGUGUUUGAACUGGUGGUUGUGUACAUGCUUUCAUUGAGUGCUUCGCGAACUGAAAACUUUGAAACGUGAAUCGAAUCGUCGCGGUGUUUCCAAUUAUCGAUCCUAACGAAUUGACGAUGAACUAAUAUUACAAUCGCACAUCUGGCGAUUAUCUGUCUCUAUAAUCUUAAGGGAAACUGAACUGUUAUAUCCGUGUGUCCCAUGGAACAUUGUGACGUAUUUUAUAAUGUCCCCCAAUGUAAUACCAUUGUGGAUAUGAUGAAGCUUGUCUGACCCUUAUUGUCUAUUUAAGUCGGACAAACUGUAACUUUAUUCGUAUGUACAUCAUUUCGUAAUGUCUGCCAAUGCUCAAUUUGCGAAUCCACCGCCAGCUAUAAGCUUACCCAACAUGUCGGUACCACCACCUACAACACCGAAUUUAUCAGCGCCACCGCCAAAUUUAACUACUAUAAACACAUCGGGAAGCUAUCAGCACCGGUAUACAAACCAUAGAGAAGGCAGUCGUGGUUAUUACAAGCAGUUUAGGCCAUAUCAUCCACCAAAGGCUCCUGUUGGAGGACAGGAUACUUUGCAAGAUGAGUUUGAUGGAAAACGCCUUCGGAAAUCUGUUAUGCGAAAGACUGUUGAUUACAAUUCUGCCAUCAUCAAGAGCCUAGAAAAUCGGGUGUGGCAACGGGACUACAGAGAUCGACGAGCGCUUCAACCAGAUGUAAUAUACUAUCCUGACUUACUUCCUCCACCAAGUUACAUUGACAACCCAAUAAAUGCAGUCACUACAAGGUUCGUCAAGACAGCUACAAAUAAAAUGCGCUGUCCAAUUUUUUGUAUGGCUUGGACACCAGAAGGUAGACGUCUUGUCACUGGCGCCUCAAGUGGGGAGUUUACCUUGUGGAAUGGUCUUACCUUCAAUUUUGAAACUAUUCUACAGGCACACGACAGCCCAGUAAGAACAAUGGUGUGGUCGCACAAUGAGAGCUGGAUGGUAACGGGGGACCACGCAGGCUACGUGAAGUAUUGGCAGAGCAACAUGAACAACGUCAAGAUGUUUCAGGCGCACAAAGAAGCGAUUAGAGGACUCAGUUUCAGCCCAACGGAUCACAAAUUGGCGACCUGCAGCGACGACGGGACCGUCAGGAUUUGGGAUUUUCUUCGCUGUCAUGAAGAACGCAUCCUUAGAGGUCACGGUGCAGAUGUCAAAUGCGUGCAUUGGCACCCUCAAAAGAGUCUAGUCAUUUCCGGCAGUAAAGACAAUCAGCAGCCGGUCAAGCUAUGGGAUCCGAAGACCGGCCAGUCGUUGGCCACUUUGCAUGCGCACAAGUCAACCGUGAUGGAUGUCAAGUGGAAUGAAAACGGUAACUGGCUGGUGACAGCGUCGAGAGAUCAUCUUCUGAAAUUGUUCGAUAUCAGGAAUCUGAGCCAAGAAGUACAGACUUUUCGUGGUCACAAGAAGGAGGCUUCUAGUGUUGCUUGGCAUCCAAGUCAUGAAGGUCUUUUCUGCAGUGGCGGUAGCGAUGGCGCCAUACUCUUUUGGCAUGUAGGGGCCGAUAAGGAGGUAGGAGCUAUCGAGCAGGCGCAUGAUAGCAUCGUCUGGACAUUAGCUUGGCAUCCACUGGGACAUAUCUUGUGUUCUGGUAGCAACGAUCACACGUCUAAAUUCUGGACACGCAACAGGCCGGGUGAUCUAAUGAGAGACAAAUACAAUCUCAACACGUUGCCGGCGGGCUCGGCCGGCGUCGACGAUCACGAAAUUGCUGAUGAAGCGGCGGUAAUACCUGGCAUGGGACCGGAGGACAGAAUUAACGCCGACGGUGAAUCCGAGGAUAAGAGUGGAGGAAUUCCGGGAUUAGACCUGGAUCAUGCAGUAGACGAGGGCAAGAAAUUCGCGAAUAAGAAGGUUCCGUACAGCAAGCCAAUACCUCGGAACUUCCAAGCUCAGUGGAACGAGAUGGAGGCCGAGGAUAUGGAGCAAGUCGAGGCCUUGAACGCCUUUGUGAACCAGUUACUCGAAACUACGCCUGGUGCUGUGCCAUUGAACGAAGUUACACCUGACGCUAUCUUCUUGUACGGGAAAAUGAUUCCUGUAGAAUCGGGUUCCAAAUUAGCGGAGGCGAUCAGCAAAGGCAACGAGGCCAUCAACAAGUUAGUAUUUUCUGGAGAAAUAGAGGAGUUACGGGACGUGGUGGGUUCACCGGACAACGUAGACGAAGCCGAGGACUAUCUGCAGGACGACAGUGAGAUCGACUACUCGAAAGUACCAGAUAUAGACCUGCCGCCGCCUCUGCCUAGCUCCAAGUUCGCACAGAACCCUGAACUGCUGAAGACGCUGAAUCGCGGUGGUAAACGCAAGUUCGAUCAGCUGAUUGGCUGGAGUGAUGGUGGAGCGAGCGAUCGUACGUCCAAGAUCCAUCAACCGGUGUUCGGCGGUAUAAUGACUGAAGACUCGCAGUCCAGCGAUACCGACCUGAGGUUUGGCAAGUUGAACGCUUUGUCUGCGGAGAGUAAUUCCUUCCACAAUCAAGACGAUGACCAUCACAGAAGAGGAGGACCUCAUGAUCUUGCGAAUAGCCGUGGCGACGAGGACUUAAGGUUCAGCUUGGCCGUAGGACUCGGCAGACCGGGUGGUUCGCACAGCGAGUACGAUUCGCGCAACAGUUUCGCUGACAAGGACUUCCGCUUCCCUCCGAAGAAGUCGCUGGACAACGACAUCUAUGACGACCGAGAUCGCGACAGCCUUAAUCGAUGGGACGACGAGAAGAGUGGCGACGGGCCGCAGCGUAAAUCAGUGGACGGUGGUGUAUUUGGUGGUAAUGGCUUCGACAAGCGCGACAAUUUAGGUGCGAUGGGAGGACCUGGCUUACAUCAUAUGAUAGGUGGUAUACCCCACGGUAUGCCAAAUCACCAUAACAUGCAGAACAUCAAUCCCAACAUGCCCCCACCACUACCGAGUUUGGUGCCACAUCCUGGCAUGUCGCAGCAUCCUGGUAUGCAGGGUAAGCCACCGCAUCCUGGUAUGCCCGGCCUGUCUGACGGCCCGAUACCGCCGCAUAUGAUACCACAUCAUCCCAGUUUGCAUCCUGGUUUUGGACCGAACUUCCGACCGCCACCCAACGGAAACUUCGGACCGAACCACUUCCGACCAAGUCCAUUACCGCCAUUCGGACCGAAUCAGGGCCCGCCGCCGCCACCGCCGUUCGGCAACGGUUUCCAAGGUCCACCUAAUUUCCGUGGCCCGAACGGUGGUCCAUUGAACUUCGACCGGCCCGGCUUCGGGCCGAACUUCCGCGGUCAGAACCCGCCGAAUCAAUUAAACAGCUUCAACUCCAACUACGGCAAGUAUGGCGGCGGCAAGAGUGGCGGCAAGAACGGACCUAGUCGCGGCAUGAGUCGGAGCGGUGGCGGUGGCAACAGCAGCGGUAGCGGCGGUGGUGGCGAUAACUCGGGUAGGAGUGGCUACAAUAAUCGUGGCAGAGGACGCGAUAAUGAUCAGUCGAGAAGUACGAGGGGUAGGGAUAAUUACUGAAGGAGAUCCUCGGGAACUACGAACAAACUCGUAGAUGAUUUGGUUCUUGCAUGUUGAUGUACAGGUGUCAUGCACGUGUACGUGGAGUACACGUUUUCACGAGGAUUCCGCAGUGAUUCGAAUGUACGGACAGUGAGAAUGACUCGCUGCUUGGACCGUCAGUGCAUGUAAGAUAAUGUGCCGUACUUGUGAGCCGUGUUCGUGGCGUACCAGCAUUCUCAAAUGACACUCGCGAACUCUCUUGCUAUCGUAUGUGUGCAAAGACACACUAUAUUCUUAGACAAACUCUAUACAUACACACACAAUAUAUUUUCGUGAUUCGCUCAUCGUGAGGGCGAUCGAGUGAUCUACUUUGUGUAAAAAUCAGUCGCAUCGGCUGUGCUUGAUUUCUUCAAUCUGAAAGAAAGAAGAUGAACCGUUAACUUGAUCAUGCAAAAGAUAUUAGUCGGAAAGGAUCAAUUGAGAAAGAUCGGUAGCAAGCUGUUCGUUCUGCAAACUUGAGUUCACACCUGAUGACUACGUUGUACGUAACUGUCGUAAAGCUCAGGAUUAUUGAAUGGAUUUUAAAUCCUGAGCGAGAGAGAUACCUACGCGUGCUUUCCUUUACUAUUUUCUAAGUCUCUUCUUUCUAAAUCGGUCGUUGUGACAGAAAGAAAGGUAAAAUGGAUGCAGAGAGAAAGAGAGAGGGAGAGAGAGAGAGAGAGAGAGAGAAAGAGAGAGAGAGAGAGAGAGAGGGAGAGAGAGAUACAUUGAAGCAGAACGAAUCUAGCAAGUUGCGGUUUAGUUCUUUCUCUAGAGAAUUACUCGUUUAAACGAUUCUUUUCCACUCAACUAUUUUAUCUCGCUCAAUUAAUCUGAUCUAUCGACGCGACUAGACAUUUGCCACAUACGAAGGAUCUCCUCCAGCACAAGGAGACGAAAUUGUAAUAUAAUACAUUAAGGAUCAGCGAACACGAAUAUUAUUCCGAGAGAAACUGUUCACAAGCUGCCUUGCGAGGGAAUUUCCUGUUUCGUCUGCGGAGCCCGACGAUGCGCAAGGACGAUCGUCGGGGAUAUAUGUAACUAGAAAAAAAUGCGAACAAACAAUUUAUGACACGUUCAUCAUCUGAGGCGUGUGUGAGAGAGCCGGAGCAGUCUACCUACUUAUUAUUAAUAAAACGGAAUAAUGUAUAGCAUCCUUCGUUUCUGUUCCUGAUGUCGCAUGUACGAUACAGUGAGAGAACCAGUCAAUCAAGAUAACGAUGGCACAGAAAAAAGGAAUAUAUAUUGAGGAUUUUGAUGUAAUUCAGAAUACAAAUCAUUUGUAGAAUGAUUGUGCUGUGCAAAUCAUGACUCAGUUAUCAAUUCUUGUUGUUGCUUUAUAAUAUCUGUCGUGACUUUUGACAAUUUUUUGAUAAUUGAUGUUUCGGUAUUCAUAGUUAUCCUGAUUGACUUUUUAUCAGUUUCUUCUCAUCCUGCAUGGUAUGUGAUUAUAAUAAUUUACUUAAAAUUGGAUGGGAUUGCUAUAAAUUACUAAAAAAAAAAAAUUGUUUAUGUGAAAGAUUGAAACUUACACAAUUUCAAAAGGUUUAAUUUUCUACAAUAUAAAUAAACACACGAAUUGUUUUGAUUGUCCCAAUUAAACAUUAAGGCUAUUUUCGCGUAGCAACAAUCAAAAGUUGAACGUAGAAUAAUUGCUAUUCAAUUUUAUAAUUACGUUACCAAGUGGCAAUUGUGCGAAAUCCGUGGUCUUUUAAUUAAAA
This is a messenger RNA of Harpegnathos saltator (Jerdon's jumping ant), 5494 nucleotides long. It is a transcript of the gene Wdr33, whose product is annotated as WD repeat domain 33. Bases 567 to 3752 code for a protein of 1061 amino acids. Gene Ontology annotation, molecular function: protein binding. Gene Ontology annotation, biological process: mRNA 3'-end processing. The transcript is spliced from 10 exons. Lineage: Eukaryota; Metazoa; Arthropoda; Insecta; Hymenoptera; Formicidae. The record is from RefSeq and is a predicted model, not a curated record. Gene Ontology annotation, cellular component: mRNA cleavage and polyadenylation specificity factor complex.